UUAUUUGGCCUUCCUUGUUUCCUUUUCCUUUCUCUCUCUCUUUAUAUGCACUAAUUCUACACGGGUUGUCCUUUCUCGUAAAACUAUUUGGUGUGCUUGAGUUGAGAUUGGACGGCUAUUUGCACUUCUGGCUUGAAUGUUAUAAUGGCGUCGCAGCCUGAGUGUGAACCACUUUCACCAAACGAUUACGGUAUUAGAAGACCUCUACAGUCUCAGUUUUCUCAAGGAUCGAGCUUAGAGGGCGCAAACAGCAACAGCUUAUGGUGUCGACAGCCGAGGAGAGCGCCAUCACUACGAGAAAACAACAAUAAUGUGUUGCGAAAAGGCUGGAAGCCGCUUUCUAUGGAGCCAGCCAUUUUAGUGCUGCUUACACUGUUGACGCUGCUCAUUGCCGGCGGUAUUGAAGUGCUAGCACAUCUUAGUAAAUCUAAAGGCGCUCUUGCACUGUCACGAACCCAAGAUGAGAUCCCGCAGUAUGCGAUGCUCAGUUAUCUCUAUGCUCCUAAUAUAGUGGCCGUCCUGUACAGUCUCAUGUGGAGCUGGGUAGAUCUCGACGUUAAGCGAAUGCAACCAUGGUUCGAGCUAUCCAAGCCUGGGGGAGCGACGGCCGAGAAUUCCCUGUUCCUCGAUUACCCUUACGACUUCAUUGCCACUGUUCCUAUCAAGGCAGCUAAGAGGAGACAUUGGCCAGUGUUCUUUGCUGGAACAGUGACAGUAGUCAUUUUCUGGCUCAUCACUCCUCUGCAGAGCUCCAUUAUGGGAACCGGCUUUGUCAACAGGACAGAGCCAGCAAUAAUAGCAACGCGAUCAUCCAUGGUCCCGCUCUCAAACCAGUCGGCCCUUUUGACCAACGAAAUUCUCAACACAGGAUACGCCACGGGAUGGCUUGGCCAGAAUUUCCCUCCCUUUACGACCGCCGACUAUGCGAUACUUCCGUUCUAUAUCGAUAAUGAUCCUGGUGCGUCUCAACAGCAGCUGAAUUGGACGGCCGUAACGACGAAGCUAUGGACUGAGCUCGACUGUUGGCCUGCAGCGUACCAAAGACAAUAUCCUGAUAUAACAGCUUGGAACUUCCAGAGCGGCCAGGGUUGCAAUACCAGUCUCAGUCUCAAUAUCGUCUCAAAUCUCUCCAUGUAUUACGUUGGAUAUCAUGCCAGUCGAUACGGGGACUUCCACUUGGCAAAUUCCGUUCAUUGUCCCGCAACUGAAAACUCGACACAUCAGUUCCUCGCCAUUUGGGCGUCGACAACUCCUCUCAGCUUUGACUUUUCAGUCACCCCUGAAGUCAAUAUGACAGCGCUUUUUUGUCAACCAUCUUACUAUAAGCAGCAAGUUGUAGUUUCUAUUACUACAGAUGAUUAUAAAUCACAGAAUGCAUCUAUUCAGCCCAUAUCGCCCCGGGAGCCUCUUACUGAGAAAGAAUUCAACUCAACAUCUUUCGAGUUCCUCAUCACGCAUGGAAUGCCCAUGGAGGAAGGGUCAGGACUUAUCAUGAGGCGAGAUUACCCUUUUGAGCAGGUCAUUGAGAUAGAGCCCCGACUAAAGAGGACAGAUUUGAGUUUACCAGUUUCUAACAUGGUUGGAUAUGCUCUUGCUGGUCGUGACGAGCCAGCAACUCCAUACAGAGAUCCAAACGCUCUUCAUGAAGCAUUCAAUCGUGCCCACAAAUAUCUGUUUGCUAUUGCUGUAAACAAAUUACUAUUUAAUGAGACAGAUGUGGGCAAUAGCACUGCAGUUUCUUCCUUUCAGCAGAGCGGCAUUAUUGUCAGCAGAUUGUUUUCCGCCAUUGUGGAAGGUCUCCUCCUCCUUGUGGCAAUUUUCACAGUCAGCCUCUUGUGGGCUUGCCACAAGUCCACGAGCUAUCUAAACGCCAAUCCAUCUUCCAUCUCAAGGCUCGCCGCUAUAUUCCGCAACGGAUCAGACACUAACGAGCUAUUCCGUCUAUUCGACCACGCGGAUGAGAAAUCCCUGCAGGAGCUGUUCCAGGGCGACAAAUUCCGACUUGCGCGAAGCGAUAACAAUGAUCCUAAAAGUCUAUACAUAGAGAAGAUGGAUGAUUCUGAACAAAGCCAUAGUGAUAAACGAUUCGACAAGCCAACUGGUUACUAUGAGCCUAUUCGACCGGCGGUUUUGCGGAGAGAGGUGGGACUGCUCUUUGCAGUAAUACAAAUUGGAACUCUUGUUAGUAUUUCAUAUCUUAAAACUCAGAGCGAUAAGGAGAACGGCCUCAUUCGACCCUCGAGCAAUUUUGAAGUGCUACAGAUUCUCGAGAACUAUAUCCCUACUGCGUUCGCUACUUUCUCCGAACCCUUCUGGGUUCUUCUCAAUAGGCUCCUAUGUCUUCUACAACCAUUUAAAACCAUGUCAAAAGGACGAAGCCAACCUUCCAAAUCCAUCGAAUCAACAUACACGGCACUGCCUCCUCAGUUGGUGGCAUGGAGGGCCCUCCGAUCCGGGCAUCUAAUGCUAGUCAUGAUAUGUAUCAUUGCACUGUUAUCGAAUGUCCUCGCUGUAGGACUUGGUGCUCUCUUCAACGAAGAUCAGAUGACGGCCAGCUAUUCCGCUACCUUUACUCCCAACAUUGCUCCGCAGUUUGAUAAUCAAUCUGUGCUUAACUUUCCGAAUUUGGGUUUUCUAGCCACUUCUGGGCUUUAUCAAGAUGAGCUAUACAUUACGAUGGCGAAUAUUUCUUCCGGGACGCCACUGACCCCUUGGACGACCUCUGACUACUUCUUCCAGCCAUACACGGUUGAUAGCGGCAGCGAAGGCAAUAGCAGCAGUACUUAUCGAAUAUUGACUCGCGGCUUCGGUGUCAAUGCGAACUGCACUGCAGUACCAUCGUCAAAACUUGCAAUUACAUUUCCGCCCAGCCUAGAAAGGACUUGUCCAGGCAAUAGCUCCUAUAUAGUCGAGGCUGUCAAAAUGAAAAUUCGAGGCAGUGAACAUAUGAGAUCAUCCAGUGGACUGUCCUCCGUCGAAUACAGCGAUGUUUUCAGUCCAGCAGGCUAUUUAGACGAUUGCGGUAGAGCCAUCACUUUUGGUUGGGGACGAACCCCACAAGGGGCUGACAUGAACGGGACCAUCGAAGCAAGCUUCGCCUUCUGUAGGCCGUAUUUCCAAACGGCAAUGUUUGACGUGCGUCAUGAUGCAGAGGGCAAUGUGUUAGCAUACGAGAGAACGAGUGAUAUAUCUACGCACUUGGAUGGUGAUGACCAAGACGUGCAAACAAAAAGAAUGGUCACACAGAUGAAUAACUUGCUUAGAGCGCCUGCAAUUGAAUGGCACAAUGACACCCUGACGAGAGACUGGAUGAAUUACCUGCUGGCCAUAACUCUGGACUCGAGAGACUUCCUGGACCCCGAAAAGCCGCCCCCUGAUCCAAAUGAUUUGAUACCGACAAUCGAGAAAUUGUAUCGGCAGUCAUUUGUCACUGUUCUCGGCCUUAACCUACAGCUAUUUGUCCCCGGCGAUCAAGCCCUCUCAAUAGCAGGCGAAAGGCUAAGAGACGAAACACGAAUAUUCGUAGACCAAAGCGCAUUUAUCAUAACAGCCAUCGUCCUAGGCUUCAACAUCAUCGCCAUCAUCAUCUUUUAUUCCCGCGGCAUCAUGUUCAACCUCCCCCGUGUGCCAACCACCAUUGGUUCAAUCCUCGCAUUCAUUUCCGCAAGCCACAUUCUUCUUCUUGACGAAGAGGUGUCAUCUUCAUCCGGAGAAGCAAAGGAGGAAAAGACGUAUAGCUUUGGGCGGUACAUUGGGGUAGAUCAGAAGGUGCAUUUAGGGAUUGACAUGGAUCCGCACGUUGCGCUGGUUGAUCCAGCAUCGUUGAGAGAGAAGAGGUCUUUUAUACAUAGGUUAGCGCCUGGUGGUUUGAGGAGGAGAAAAGAGCUUGGGACAGUGAGUAAUAGCACUUGGUUAUGAAAGCUGGUUAUCGAAAUUGGGGUUUUGGUUCAGAGCAUUAGUAGAGAUAGAUUACAAUUAGAAUUUUUUUAAUCAAGGCUUUUCAUUGGAGUUAUUAGAGUGAUCCAAAGGCAAAUUGAUUAUGUUAGCAUCU
Trichoderma asperellum CBS 433.97 is the source of this 4051-nucleotide messenger RNA. Lineage: Eukaryota; Fungi; Ascomycota; Sordariomycetes; Hypocreales; Hypocreaceae. The record is from RefSeq and is a predicted model, not a curated record.